Messenger RNA from Drosophila eugracilis, 13510 nucleotides. RefSeq lists its product as uncharacterized. The record is from RefSeq and is a predicted model, not a curated record. NCBI's taxonomy places the organism in Eukaryota, Metazoa, Arthropoda, Insecta, Diptera, Drosophilidae. Gene Ontology annotation, biological process: regulation of gene expression. Gene Ontology annotation, cellular component: nucleus. The transcript has 6 exons. The coding region runs from base 3059 to 13249 and encodes 3396 amino acids.
GCGAAUUCGUCGCUGCGAAUAGAAGCCGUACCCGUGUCGGUGUGAGCGCGUGCAUGUGCCGGAGUCUUCGGCACUCGGCAUUUCGCCGGAAAGUGUUCGGCAACUCGGCCAUCAUACGGCCACUUCAGCGUCAACUUCGGAGGUGCCCACAUCGGCGGAUACUUCGACCAAGAAAAGGCAAGAUUUCCAAGAAUUGCAUAGUAAAACGGACCGUUGAGGGAGCAGAGCUGAGGUAAGUACAGUUGCUAUAGCUACUUAUUACUUUAUAAAACGGGAAAUGCGCAGCAGAAAGAAAAAACGUUUAGUCAGCAGCAAAAAGUUAUUCUGUCGUGCUUAUGUGUUCGUUCGUGUUUUUGGUUCGACAUACAUACAUACAUAUGUGUGUGAGCUUUUGCAAGUGUGUUCGUGUAAGUGAGUCCGCAUAACUUUCGUGCAGAGUUUAUCGUGAAGAAUUCCAUCGGAUAUAAAGAAAAAAUCAUUGCUCAAUUGGGUGCUGUCUUUACUGACGUAAGAAAAUAAUAAUGUAGUUACAACUUGUUGGUGCGUGCGGUAAUCGAUAAUUCGAUUUUGUUUAUCGAUAUUUGGUGAACGUAAGAAAAGGAAAUAAGGUUUGCAUUGGAAAUAUCCUUUUUGGUCUAUACAAAAUGAGAUAUGUUUACAAAAUUCCAAAAUCAUUCUUAAUAUAUUCAUAUUUCUAUUAAAUCAUUUAUUUAUAAAUGUAAACUCGUAACAUUUUAAUAGUACCGAUUGUAUCGACAGUAGAUUUUUGCAAUUGUUUACAAGUUCGAAAAACAACAAAUAUCGGUUAUUCUAAGCAAAACAAACGGCUGUUGAACUGUUUUUGUGUAAAAUAUGGAAAUGUAUCUGGUUUCAUGUGGAAUGAACCCGUCUUCUUACUAAGGAAAGAUCGACUGCUUAAACCUUUUUCUUAAAGAAGUCGUGUUCAUUAAUGGAUUUGGAUAUCAAAAACAAAAGGAUUAAUUUUGGAGUACGUAAUUCUACAAUUCAAAUUCUGAUGCUAAAAUUCAUUUAAGAGGCUGGCAAUGUCACGUUAUGCAAUUCUGUUUCAUUGUAAAACCAAAAUGAAUGAAAAAUGACAUUUUCAGGACAUAAAUCAAUUGCUCGAAGGUGGUUUUUAAAUGCAUCGUACAACAAUACGGAUUCGUCAAAAACCAACCAAAAACAAUACAUAAAUGAUUUACAUACAAUGUUAAUAAGUAUGGUAAUAUUGGAGCUAUUUUUUAAAAUCUUAACCAAUCAUUGAAAAAUUGGAAUACUUCGGAAAUCACGAUUCGAAUUCCUUAGUUGCAGAAUAAUAAAGGAAACGAAGUAAUGUAAAUCGGAAAACGAACGAUAUUUGACAUUUAAAGAAAUCUGAUGAAGAAUUCGUAGAGAUUACUGUCACACCAUUAAAUACUGGUAUCGAAAAAUCAGUUACUUUCUUUGUUCCUAAAAAAAACUUAUCUUAAUAGUGAAUUACCCAAAUUGGGAUUUAAGAAAUGUUUACCCGGCUUCUUCAAGGAAAAUUGGUUUCUUCGUAAUAGAGUGAUACAAACAACUCUUUAUUUACUUUUUUUAAAACUGGUCAGUUGUAUGUUUCCAACAUACGAAUAUAGUGGUUCAUUUCCAUGAUAGCAUCGAUAAAUAAUAUUGAAUAAUCCGAAUUAUGUGCUUACUUAAUAUGAAGAUAGUUCAAUUCAAUUGUAUAGACACAAUCAAUACACAAUACUGCCCUUUAAGUGGCUGCAUUACCCGUAUAUUAAUGUUUGUAGGACUGUUUACAAUUUCCGAAGGGAAACUCCACCCUUCAUUUCUACUAUUGUCCGAUAGUUCCAAGUCAUUUGGUCGUUUUAAAUGUGUGUGUAUACUAGUUCGGUAUUCGGCAGUAAACAAUUCAUGAGUACAUAUACGUAUAUUUGUUGUUCUCUGAUCUCCGAUUGUAAAAUAUUGUAUAUUAUCAAAAAUAAUAAGAUCAGAUGUGCUUAGUUGAAAACAAGAUUUAAUUUCUUGAGCAACUUUUGUUCGUACAACAUAUAUUAUCUAUAUUUUGCCACGUCGAUUAAGAAAUCUGGGAUUACGAUCAAGGGUCGUAUCAUACCGUUUGUUUCAUAUUUCUGUUGGCUAGCUUUUCCAAACUCCAAACAAACGUACAUACAAGAAGGCAAGAUAGGCACACAUGUUUGAAUGUGUGUUUUGCACUCCACCGUUUGUUGAUCCGAACUUCAUUUAAUACCUCAGUUCAGGUAUGUGAUUUGAGGAAUACUAUGUAUAUCUAUACAAAUAUAUAUUAUAUAUAUAUAUAUAUAUAUAUAUAUGCUGUUUUUAUUUCGUUGCCGAUCGCAACACGAUGAGAUUUUUUUCUGCAAAAGCAACAAGAACAGCAUUAAAAAUUUCGAUUGACCUACGGCACUUAUACACUGAUAUUUUCUUAGUGCUACACGCACAUCACUGCAGCUUGCGGCGAAUUCGCUUCGCCGUAGUUUAAUGCGCAUUUGUUUCUCUUGGCGCACAUCCAUACAUAUAAUUUCUGCAUUUUAUUCUUGAAAGUGCCCACCCUAGGCGAGCGUCGUGUUGUUGCUUUCCUGGGUUUUAUUUAGUGAGUAUUAGAGUGAGUAGGUGCGUAGUGAUGACACUAAUGAAAUAUCGAUAGUCAGUUGUAAAAAAAUACUGCUGCUCGAUAAUUUUUUUUUUUAAUAGCGUAGGGAUUUUAGUAGAGAAAGAUAAUAUUAUUGGGAUUUAUUAUAUAACUGCGUAUCGUAUAUGCAUAUAGGUUAAGAAAGAUACAUAUAUGUAUGUAUGUACGUACAUAUACACCAAAUGCAAGCCUAUCGAUAGCAGCUACCCGUAUUCGGCGCCACAGUUGUUGUUGUCAUUCGAUUUGACGACGCCGUGAACUUCACAUGUGUGUUGCCUUCUUUCGAACAGUUAAUUAAGUUGGGAACGGAAAUCGCUGAUAUGGAGAGUUAGGAGAACGCGAGACAAAGUAAACCGACCCUUGUAAUAACUAACACCCACAGCGGAGGAGUCGGAUCCGUCUCAGGAUACCAGUGACUGGAGAAUGGAUAACGAUGACGACGUGGUGGAGGUGGUGGACUGUGAUUCCUCGCUGCAGGAGGAAAUCAACGCCAAGCUAGUAGGGUUGCGAAAGUUUGUGCCUUUUAUCCAGCGUGUGCGUAUGAAUUACCAAUACACUCUUUCCGAGGUUCAGGCCCAUCGUCUCGAUGCACUGGUUGGUCUUCUGGAGCGUGAAAACAUAUCCAUGAGUACGCUUAACAAAAUCGAGCUGAUUAUUGAAAAACUAAAGAAGAGGUUCAAAUUGAGGGUGCCGCUCAUCAGUGAGGAAGUCAUCGAAAUAAAAGACCAGAAUGAAGUCGAGUCAGCUGCGUCAACUCCCUUCGGUCAGUCAGGCUCCGCCGCACAGAUACCCGACAAAGAGCCUCAUCCAUCCCAUCAAGCUAAGUCUUUGGAUGCUAGUGUAAUGUUAGAAGGCAUAAAAAUCCCUUCAUCAGCUGUCACGAAACCCAAGUCCUUAGAUGUGGGGUGCAAAACAAACGGCUUUGCCAGGCAUUCAUCAGCUGCCAUUGAGGCUACACCAGCGUUACCAACAGCACCAGAGUCGAAGAGCAGCUCUAGCGGUUGCUUGACCAACAACAAGACUCCAGGCUUCUUGUCUAAAACGAAACCUUUAGACCCUGUACCCAAUUUAAAAUCAACAAGUUCCUUGUACACCUCAAAGAAUACAAUGGCUCAGCUAAAAAAUGACGGGCUUAAUUCCGUAUCGGAAACUCUUACCUCACCUAGAGUUGCGGUUCAGGCUCAACAUAUUACACCACCAACCAUUCCAGAGCCAGCGUCAGCGCCAGCCACGUCUUAUAAAAAAAGCGAGUCGUUACCAAGUCAUGGCAUCCGAGGAGUGUUAGCUGCUAUGCAGGAGGCUCGCAUGGAGGAAAAGAAGGAACGAGCUAGCGCCCAACUAACUUUACGAUCAACCAAAGAAUCAAUUAUUUCAGCUUCAAAAGAAACGAAUGUUUCUCGCCGAUCCCUUAAACUAUCUCCACAGUUCACACGCCGUUCGUUAGCAAGUUCGAUGCCAGCAGAGAAGCCGGACUUUGUGCGCCGGAGCGCACCGCACGUGCUGCCUGUUUCCCCGCAGCAAGGUACCACAAGACUUCCCGAAAAGGAUUUAUCCACGUCGUUGUCGCUACAAGAAUCACCGGCUUUAGAAAGAGUUAUUGCACUUAGCCCUUCAAACACGCUAGAGGAAGCCCGUAAGAAGCUAGCCGCUUUGCGUGGAGGAUCUGGGGCCGGGAUUGAUGCGCUGCCGUUGGCCUCUAAUAUAAACGAUCCACGCGGCAAGAAGAUCUUGAACAUGCCAAGUAUAAUUAGAGAGAAUAACACCCGCGUGCCACCAGUGAACGCACCGCCCACUAUUCGCACUCCGUCGCCUGUUCCGCCGGCGCCCAGUAUGAGAAACGGAACGUGGACCCAAUAUGCAAACAUUCCCAAUGUCCAAUGUGUUUCGGAGCAUAACUCAGAAUCUCCUGGAGAUUCUCGAGUAUAUGGAGCUUCUUUCAAUAAGGAGCCUAACCUUGAACAAAGACCCUUUUAUGGCAGUGAUUCCAGAGAACCACGUGAUCCCCGCAAUUGGCAGAAAAAGCCUUCCCACAUGCAUCAGCAGUUGCAGCAGCAACCACAAAAGUCUCAGAUACCGCCAUAUUCUAACGAUCCGCGUCGUGCUUCAAGCAUUUACAACGGAUAUGAAGAUUCGCCUAAUAGCUGGCAACCAAAUACUAAUAACAAUAAUAAUCAGAAUGCUAACAGCAAUGGAAAUCUGUACAACAAGUCCAGCUGGAGUGGCAAAAAAAAUGGGAAUAUGACCUCCACAAGAGGUGGAAAUGCCCAUGGUUUCAAUGGAUCACAUAGCUUUCGAGGUGGGCAUCGUGGGGGCCACAGUAAUCGGAGCUUCAGUAAUCCGAGUUCCCGCUUUGAACGCCAGACUGAUGUACCUCGCACGUAUGGGGAGCACCGAAAAGCCAAGGCUCGCGCAGAGGCGGAGGCCAAGGCUCGCGCAGAGGCGGAGGCCAAAGCGCGCGCUGAGGCGGAGGCCAAGACUAAAAUUGCGGAAGAGCAACGCAUGUUGGAUCUGGAAGUGCAGCGUCUAUUGGAAGUCAAAGAAAAACAAAAGCUCCUUGCUGCCGAGAAGCAGCAAAAUGUGGUGAAUAGUAAAACCUUAACGGAGGCAUCGACCACUCAUGUGCCGGAACUGGACACCUCUUACCGCACUGUCACUCUCGGUCCAUUGACAAAAAAGCUUGACUUCCGGAUCCCAAAGAAAACUCCCCCAACAGCACCAGCAACAACCCAAAACUUUGCUUAUGGAGAUGGGGACCACAUAGGCUGCUCUUCUAAUUCAAAUUUCCUCACAAGCAAACCCUGUGAUGCCCAAAAAGAUAAAGGUACUGAUAAGAAUAAAAAUAAGAAUUUAGAUAAGGCUAAGAAUAAAGAGAUGGUGGAGAAGGGAAAAGAUAUGCCGGAAAGCACUAUUGACAAGUCCCUAAAGCAUCACAAGCCGUUAGAUAAGAAGUUAGAAAAGGAAAAGAAUAGAUUUGAUAAAAAGGACCAGAAACUGGACAGGGAGCAUGAGAGAAAGUCGAGAGUUCUUGACGAUAGUUCAUCGGAGAAUACGGACAACUUGGAGAAUGAACCACCUAUUAGCAAGACUAACUCUUCUCCCGUUUCUGAGCUAGCUGCCAGCUCUCCUGAUAGCCUCCAAGCUCAGCCAGCGCUUGAGGAUUUGGGCAGCUUGGCCCCGAUCCGUAAAGCGCCAAGUGAAAACAACUCUUCAACCUCGAAAGUAACGUCUUUAACAGAUGGUGACGAGGAAGGUAAAGAUACUAAAGAUUCAGCAGAAAAAACUUUGAAGGACCCCUUGACUUCAAGUUUAGAAAAAAAUAUUGCGAACGAGAAGUCUAAGGAUAUUGCUACCCUACAAGGAGAAGGGGAGGAUCAACCCCCAAAGCUCUCCAAGUUAAAAAUUGUCCUUGGUCCCAAUGCUCACACUUUGUUGGUGAACCCUGAUAAAAGUACCCUGCAAAAGGAACAAAAGAUUACAGACCCACUAGUUGAUGAGCACGACGACGAAGAGGUGCCCGGCCCGUCUCUUCAACUGUUGCACCGAAUCAUGCAGCGGCGUAACUCCUUGGCUCCAACGGCCAGUAAGCCUUUGGUAGACAAGAAAGAGAUCUCUACUAGUCUUCUCUACGAGGAUCUUCAAGAACAGAAACGCAAGUCUCAAAACGCCCGAAGCCUUGCCAACAUGUUUGAGAAGACCAGCGAUAACUGCAGCGUGUCCACACAUAACAUAAUAACCGGAAAACGUCGUACUCGAGGGUUAGAGACAUCCUUCAACGAGACGCAUCUCAUCCGGAGUUGUUUUGGCUUGGGCCAGAUUAACAGGUCGAAAGCAAAGGGCACAGAUGGGAACACUACCAGGGCAAAGACUCCUGCUCCUAACCCAAUCAAACUUCCAGAAGAUUCUUUGGGUGUAAGUAGUCCUAUUUCUACUGUAAAUCGUAAGCGUAGGAGGCAAACUAUUUGUAAGGAAACGCUGGAUUUGCCGGUCGAGACUAAAAAGGCUCGCUUAGAGGACAAAGAGGCUAGGGGUACACCUGAUAAGCAGCCGGCAGAAGGGGACAUGGAGGCUCAGAUUAUGGAUGUGAAAGAAAGUUGCUUAGAACCAACUUCUGGCCCCCUUUCCGAAAUACAACCACAACCGAAAUCUCGCAAGAAAACACAACAAAAACGUAAUAAGUUAGGCAAGCGAGAAGACAUUGUGGAAACAAUUUGUAAGGAAACAUCAGAUUCGCCGGUGGAGACUAUAGGGGCUCCCAUAGAGGAUAAAGAAACCAAGAAGGUCGGUGAUACAUCUGAUAAACAGAUCCCAGAAGACAACAUUGAGGCUAGCCUUAUGGAUGUUCAGGAAAGCUGCUUAAAAACUAGCCCCGAUUCCGCAAUUCAACCACCGCCGAAACCGCGUGCAAAAGCCCGAAAGAAGCGUAAUGAGUUAGACAAACUAAACGAUGACAUUGCGCAGAUGUACAACCGCGAAGAAGUACUUCGGGCCACCGGACGCAGGGCUUGUACCCGCCGUUCCCGGACUCCAUCUCAACCGCGAUCCUCUAGCCAGCGAUCCCGAACUCCAUCUCUAUCACGAGCCUCACCAGUCCCUGAUAGCAUCUCUAGCGUUUCCACAUGCAGUCCGAUUUUCAUCCGGAAUGUGGCGCGAAGGGGGAAAGCAUUCAGUCCUGGAACCCAAUUGUCGCGUAACGGUAUUUAUAGGCCACAGUUUAAGGGAUCGCUAACGGCAACUAAGCUAUUCAAGGUGAGGAUUAAGCGGUGUGUUGCUUUGGAAGAGAUUCUUAAAAAACAGGAAAGGGAGAACAACAAAAAGCUAGAUACAGAGGAAAAUAAACCAUCGAAAAAGGACAAAAACAAGAAAAAGGAAAUUCGUAACAUAAAUCCUGAAUGGCAUUCUAAGUCCAAGGCUGUCAAUAAGUGUGUCGUGUGCUCAAAGCCGAUCCGCAGGAGCCCUAUCGGUCACUACAUGAUGCAUCAUAAGGAGCACUACGCCGCCCGCUUGCCACCUGAAGUGCUUGAGGAGCUCCGAGCUGGGCGUGGCAAUCGUCCGGACUACUCGAUUUCCCAGAAGCGAAUAUUUAUGUUGCACUUCACCUGUCCAUUCUGUCAAAAGACCCUUCUCCUUAGCCAGCUGAGCCUGGGCGAUCAUCUGUCCGCCCACAUGGGCGAGCCGCGUCAUCAGUGCUCCCGUUGUCAUUUCCCGCAGAUUCGCUACACAAAGCUGCAAAGGCACACCGCGACCUGUGGGCCUGGGGCCAAGCCCCUGAGUAAUCCCAAAAAUGGCCGUUUCCCAAUGAUGAUACACGUGUGCCAUCUCUGUCAGUUUGUCCAGCAGAACAAAGAGAGCAUGGACCGGCAUCUGAUGGAGCAGCAUGAUCUGACGAUUGAACAGCUUGGGAAUGUGGAGCGCGAGGAAUUAUUACUUUGCUCGACAACGGACGUGCCAAGCGCAGGGUCAAAUAACGAUGGAAAUGCCAUUAUUGAAGAGGAUCAGGAUGGCACGGCUAAAGCUAGUACAAGUGCUACUGCUGGGACACACAGUAAAUCCAAGACAGCGAAAAAAAAUAAACAGAAAAAGAUCAAAAUUCGGUUUAAGAAUAUGGCUAAAAGGUCCGUGCGUCUAGUUAAGCAAGAAAGAGCAGAGCUGGAAGAACGGGAGGCACAGAAGGAGGAGUAUACGAAGAAAAAAGUGGCGGUGCCUAAUAUGAAGAUCGAGGAGACCGUGACGCAGCUUCCACUGCCUCCGCCAGAGAAGGAACCCGUACUGGUUGUAAACGAGUGUCUGAUGGACGUCGAAAUGGACGCGGAAAUAGAAGAAGCUGUUGUCGAUGAUAAUGGCAUUCAAAACAAGAGCAUCGUAGUGGACGAAAAGCCUAUCGUACUGCUCGAUGUGGCCGCAGAACUGAUGGAAACAGAGACAAACUUAUUAGAUCCAGUACCAGUCGCUCCCAUGUUAAUAGCGGAAAAUGUUGACGUAGAUGACGUGACUUCCCAACGACCACACUCUCUGCAGCCAACUGCUUCAGUUUGUCCCGAAGUUAGCUUGGCCGAGUUGGACGGGGAUCUUCUCGAUGGAAUUGGCAGCGAUUGUUCCGACAUUGAGAGUGAAAACGAACAGGUGAACUCGAAUGACGAUGACGACGCUCUCACCGAUGAGUGGGUUGAUUUGGAGACGGCCAAGCGCAACUCCAAGAGCACUAAGAGCAUUUUCCAAGUGUUUAAUCGCAUUUGUUCACGCCUUAAAGGCGCCCGACCCGGAAAACCAAUGGCCAAUAGUUCGGCGCACAGCAGCGAUGGCAGCAACGAUGUGCCCGAUCCCAGCGAGCUGAUGCCUAGAAUGCGACCAUUAGAGCCGGAGCCGCUGACGAAUGAAGCGGAAUCGGUGGCCACUGCGCCUGUGCCAGUUCCUAUCACAGCUACGCGUGUGAUCUCGCCGCUCAAACGGGUAGAAAAUGUAGCCUUUCGAAAGUGUCCUACAGAUGAAGAACAAAAUCGGGCAUCAUAUUAUUGCGUGCAGCCGGGCUGCACUUUUCUAUUCUCCAAUGAACUUGAAGGUCUUGAGAAUCACUUUACGUUGGAGCACCCACGUAUUUUCUGGAGCGGAAAAUGUGCCAUCUGUGCGGACCCUACGACAGUAGGAGCGAAUCUUAGUAUUUCCGAGGAAUUGCGUCACAUGAGGGAAAGGCACAUGGUGGACACAGCUACCGUAACUCUGCCUUCUGCAGUUACUGUUCCAGAGGUUGUUCCUGCUUCUGUUCCCAUGCUUCCAAAGCUCAGAGUUCGCCGUUUUACUGGCGAUCGAUGUGUAGAACCACCUGUGGAGCAAAGUCAACCUACAGAAGUUGUUCCACUCGAUGCCAUUGAUCAGCCCAAUGAGAUGCUUAGGGGUUUGCUGGUGGCGGAUCAUAGGCCACCUAACAAUCACGUUGACUUUCAUGCAGCCGGAUUGGGUGAGUUUUUUUGCUCCAAGCCGAAUUCUCCGCCGAAGGAGCCAUCUGUGGAGCAGCCCUCGAUAAUCAACUAUCAAAGUGGCUUGGGCUUGUCGAUUAGCCAGGUUUACAGUAGGGAUCAGAUGACUGCGAAUCCAGUGCUCUCGCCAGCUGUUCAGGGCUCUCGGCCUGAACUUCCGCCUGCUAUUGCAUCUCAAGAAAAGAGUCGAAAUCGAUUUCGUUGCAUGGCCACUAACUGCCUUUUCACCGCCCACAAGGUUAUGUUCGUUCGGGAACACAUGAAGUUUCACCGCUUCAGUUUCAGUACCGGCUACCUGAACUGCUCCUACUGCUCUCAUGUGGCAGUCGAUGUGGACGACUAUUUGCGACAUGGGGUAAUCAUUCACGACCUGGCGCCACUUUCCGAUCUAGAGAGUGGAGCUGAGCCACCCUCCGUUAGUCAGCAAAUCCUGGAUGUGAUCAAUCAACGAGGCAAUGCGAACAAUGGUAACCUCGCUACCACGAACGCCACGGCCGUGCUCACAGUGAACGGCAAUGACCUAGCGGCAGCCGACAGUUCAUCUGCUCCUGUUUCCUUAUCUGUUGCGAUAACUGAUCUGCUUAGACCCACCGGAUACAGUGAGGACAAACUAUACGCCUGUCCAUUUAAAAACUGUACCGUGCGACUGUCGGGGGAGCAAUUUGUAAUCCAUCUGCGUUACCAUAUCCGCAGCACUCACAAUGUCAGUAGUCAGGUAAAGUGUAAAUACUGUACACAAAUGUUGGAACCGCCAGCACUUCGUACGCAUCUGCAACAAGCCCAUGCCCGCCACAGUAUCUUCUGCGCAAUCUGUUUGGCCACGGCGGUUAACAGGCGUAUUAUGCUGUAUCAUAUGCGCAAUGAACACCGAGUAGCUUUUGACCUGGCCAACCGACAGUUGCAGUUUAUCCCGCUGCAAAUGCAGCCUAAUGCUGUCCCUGGAAGUACCGUGGAAACCGAGUGCUUUGUGGCUGCCGUGGAAAGUCCCUUUGAGGCCCACCAAAUGCACAUUUUUCAUCAAAAGCUUUUCGCUGAACUGGAACGCCGACGUGUUGGUACAAAGACUGACUUCCGCUCUUCUGAAGUGCGCCUUCUGCCUAGUAAACCGAUAUUUGACCAAAAAUUGGGUUGUGCUGAGUGCACAUUUUCUACCUCGUUGCGGUUCGUACUGCAGAAGCAUUUACACGAUCAUAAGGAGAAGGCAAUUCGGCAGGCCUACCAAACGGAAGAGCAGCAGUCGGUUUUAAAUUCCGAGGAACCGAGAACUUCCGGGGCAAGUUCCCAAGCGUUACUGCAAGUGGAUCCUUCUGUUCCCGGCAUACAUAAGCCUCUCAAGCCGCCGUGUGCAUAUGUGCCCUCAAAUAUUCGGUACAUCUGCCCCGUAAUGCGAUGCAGCCUGCUCUUUUCCACGGAAUCUGGACUGCAUCAGCACAUGAUUUUACAGCACAAGUAUUCGGAAUGGAUGUAUUGUCAGCAUUGCCAAAUUCAUCUGGGUCAGAUCGGUGAACAGAAGUAUUUGACCCACCUGUUAAUGCACAAACGGCAUGUCUUUCAGUGUGGGGCUUGCGCCCGUCAUAAUAGUAAGCGCGCCAAAAUCGAGCGGCAUAUCCAGGAUCUUCAUAAUAACCAAAAUGUAGACGUGGUGGUACACCGCCGAAAUGAUACUGACAAAACGACAAACUGCCGCUGGCUUAAAGCGCCAAAACCAUCUCGUCACUCCCAGGGGGAGUUCAUCUGUAACCUGUGUUAUGUGUCCCUUCCUUCGGCCGUGCAGAUUAUGGCACAUACGAUGUCCGUUCACGAACGAGGUUACCAAUACCAUUGCCCCUACUGUACCUUUGGCAACAACGUUACCACCGCGGUCAUCGAUCAUAUUCUGAGAGAGCACCCGGGGAAGCGUGUGCAACCGGUGCAAAUCUACCAGAUUUCGUCAAUGAAAAACAAGCAAACUAUCGGCUUCUACUGCAAUAUUUGUCAUCAUGUUGCCAGCACCUUUCAGAGGAUCACAACCCAUUGCGAGUCGAAACACAAAUCGCGCUUCGAAUGGCAGUGUCCGCACUGCGAGAUCGGGAUGAUGGGGGAGCGAUGUAUAUCCCAACACAUUAUAUCGGAGCAUCCGGAGGGAAUAGGACUUGCAAUAACCCAGUUCGAACGCGUUAUUAACGAAAUACCCGACGACUUGAGUUGGAGUAUGGGGCAGCCGAUCGUAGAGGAGAAAGAAAUGGACCAGUUGCCGGAAACGGACUUGCCGCUGCAGGAACAGGAAGUAGGUCCGACUCUGGGCCUGAGUAAUCUUGGGUCGAACGGAGAAUCAGCUACAAGACAGUUUUUGGAUCAACCCAUCGUUACGGAUGUGGUGGACCUGCUGGCUUCAGAAGACGAGUCUGAGGAGUCCAGCGAGAGUCCAGAUGAACUGAAAACCGUGGAGUUCGCCUGUACACACUGCGAUGAAACGAACAGCAGUUUGGAAGACCUGCGCACAAAGCACUGGGCCCUUGUUCAUCCGGACCUGCCCUUCUACUUCCGCGUGCAGCCCCAGCUGCUCUGUCCAGAGUGCAAGAGCUUCAAGGGUAACGCAAAGAAACUACGCGAAGAGCACCUUUUAAAGGUACAUUCCAUCCGGAGCUUCGUAGCCGCAGACACUCGACGUCCGGCAGAAUGCGCCUACUGCGACUACCGCUAUAACAACUGUAACGGCCUUUCGAACCACAUUAGUCGGGUGGGUCACCUGCCUAAUGACUUAAAGCAUGUCACAAAUGGUGAACUUGAUGCUCUGUUGUUGCUCAGUGCUUGUGGAAGCGGUGUAAACGAGUAUUACCAGUGCGAUCUGUGCAGCGUGGUAAUGCCCACGAAAUCCGCAAUUGGUCAGCACGGUCAAGUGGAGCAUAACAAGCCCGGCGAGCGCUUCUGCUUCCGGCAGCUGAAGGAAACGGUGGUUUACCACUGCUUCUACUGUAUGUUUAACUCCACCGAUGAGUUGACUACGUUGCGCCACAUGGUGGACCACUACAACCGCUUCAAGGUUUGCCAUUUCUGCACACUAUACCUGCCUGGUGGCUUUGAUGAGUACAUCCAGCACUGCUAUUCAUACCACCGCGAUGAUGUACACCGCUUCCGGAGCGUGCAUCCGUUUAGUGAACUGAAGAAGUUCCUCAUGCAGGUGCACUUCCAAUUCCAGAACGGCUUGAUUAUUACAAAGAGUAGCUUACGCUAUACACGAUACAAUACCGAAACAAUAAUGCAUAAGUUAAAUGCUGAACUGAUGGCCAAGGUCCAGCGCCCGCCAAUUCCACGGCUGCAUAUCAGACUCAAAUCGCCGGGACAGUCGCAACUAGAGGCCCAGGGGCAUCAAACUGCUCCGUUGGCACGUAUCGCAAAACGACGGAAGACGCUAAAUCCGGAUGAACUUCUUCGUAUAGCCCGCCAGGAGGACCAAGCUCAAAAGCAGGAUCAGUUUCAAGGUGAGAGAACGACAGUAGCGAUGAAUUAUGCCGCUGAUCCUAAUGGCACUUUCUUAGCUUUGUCGACGUCUGCUAUUCCUUCUCCGAUCGUAACCUUUCCGACUGUGUCGGAGGUGGGCAAUCUGCCCCGUUUACAAAAGCGACGCAACAGCCACGUGGUCCGUUCCGGACCCUUAAACUAGAUAAAGACUAAGACCAUACCAAUAUUAUUUAUACUUUGAAAUUACUCUUUCGACUCCCAGCAUCGAUUAUGAACCGUAAACGUACUUUGUGCUAGUUCCAAACUAAUAAAGCAUUAAAGAAUAUCUUUUUUUUUUAACUUAAUUUAAACAUUUUUACUACAUUUGUAAGGUAAUUAUUAAUAAUUAGAAGCAGCAGGACAAAUUGUAUGACGAUAUUACGCCGGAUUCAAUUAAUAAAACUAUAAUUUUAGAUAAAACGGA